Messenger RNA from Atta colombica, 1756 nucleotides. RefSeq names its product adenosine deaminase CECR1-like. The record is from RefSeq and is a predicted model, not a curated record. The transcript has 4 exons. Gene Ontology annotation, molecular function: adenosine deaminase activity. The coding region runs from base 115 to 1668 and encodes 517 amino acids. Gene Ontology annotation, biological process: adenosine catabolic process; inosine biosynthetic process. NCBI's taxonomy places the organism in Eukaryota, Metazoa, Arthropoda, Insecta, Hymenoptera, Formicidae.
CAGUCGUGACGAUCACACAACACGCAGGACCACGCACAACUUUCUUGGCGCUGUCUCUGUGAUUGCUAAGUCAGGAUUUUAUAACGACGAUAAUUCGCGGUAGUAACUACGACCAUGGUUAGGACAUUCUUAUUCAUUUUGGCGAUCUUGAUCUGUGGUCAGACGACUUUCGGAUAUCCCAGUGUCACGUCAUCGUCGUUACAACAGCACAUGCAAAACUUCUGGCAACAUGAAUCGUAUUGGCAAAUACGACGAAAACUAUUGUUGAAUGAAAAGCAAGAGUCCUUAGGCGGUGAUCUGGAACUUAGUCCCAUCGAAGCCAAGGCCAAUGAUGUUCUAAUGAAGGCAAAAAAACGAGAAAUCUACGACGGUUUUAUAACCGGUAAUACCUUUUUGCCGUCGUUUAACUUUAUGGAAGUGAUAUCGAAGAUUGAGAAGUCUGAGGUGUUUAAGAUUCUGCACGAUAUGCCUAAAGGUGCUGUUCUCCACGCUCACGAAUCUGCCAUGGCCUCGUUCGACUACCGGUUUAACAAUUUGACUUAUCGCAAGAACCUAUACGUGUGCAAUAAGAAUGGCUCUGUGAAUCUCCAAUUUCUUAAGGAACCUAACAAUGAUUGCCACUGGGAAUUAUUGAGCAAUGUACGGAAAAAUCCGGCCCGGGCCAAAAAUAUUAAUGAAAAGAUCAAGCGAUCCAUGACCAUGAUUACGAAAAAUCCGAAAAUCAAAUACGAUACCGUCAACAAGGCAUGGGAGAAAUUCAAUAGUAUCUUUGGCUCAUUAGGUUACUUAUCACAUCGACCGGCAUAUGAGGAUCUCUUUUAUCGUAAUCUGCAGGAACUUUAUGAGGACAACGUGAUGUACGCGGAAAUUCGAACGACAUUAUCAACAUUGUAUGAUACCUAUGAUGGCAAGUCAUACGAAGCGUUGGAAAAAGCACAACUCCAGAAAGAUGUUGUUGAUAGGUUUAUGAAGGAUCAUCCCGAUUUCAUCGGCGUUAAAAUUAUAUACGCCCCAAAUCGUGCUGUUGAUCAGAAUAAAUUCGACUACUACCUGAAAACAUUGACGAAGUUAAAGCAACACUUACCAGACUUUUUAGCUGGCUUCGACUUGGUCGGCCAGGAAGAUAAAGGGAAACCCCUCACCGAAUUUGCAGACAAAUUGAAAAGCGUUGAUCCGAGCAUUCCAUUCUUCUUCCACGCCGGCGAGACCAACUGGAACGGGGAAUCUACCGAUUUGAAUCUCUUCGACGCUAUCUUGCUCAACACCAAACGCAUUGGCCAUGGAUACGCAUUAACAAAGCACCCGCUCCUAUGGAAGUUCGCGCAGCAAUCAAAUAUAGCGGUAGAAGUCUGUCCUAUCUCAAACCAGGUUCUUGGUCUUGUUGAGGACAUGCGGAAUCACCCUGCGGCUAGUUUGUUCGCAAAAGGAUCGCCAGUGGUAGUCUCCAACGAUGAUCCCGGCUUCUGGGGUGCCAAGGGAUUGACCUACGAUUUUUACGAAGCCUUUAUGGGUAUUAUGAGUGCUAAUUCAGAUCUCAGAAGUCUCAAGCAAUUGGCAAUGAAUUCGUUGAUCUAUAGCAGCAUGAACAAUGAAGAGAAAAAGGAAGCGUUGAGCCAAUGGCAAGUGAAGUGGGACGCCUACAUAUUUGAAUUAGCAAAAUCAGCCUGAUGACGACGAAUCAAAGCAACAGAUACGAAAACUUUUUUUUUAUGUUGAUGUAUAAACAAAAAUAAAAGAACAUUUUUAACAAAACAAC